AAUAUGCAGGGAGAAAAGCCGAAACGGAAGUCAGACUGAUCAACAACCUGAGUUACAACUCAGGCAAAACUUUACUGCAGUUACAACUGAUAAACUUUCUUUAAGUUAUUUUCCGAUACAGAUGCCGUAAUAAUAUGUGGCACAUUAUGGGGGAAGCAUUUUUCUGUUUCGGUGGAAGUUUUGUGCUCAAAGUCAGUGGCUAAUUUAGCCAUUUGGAGCAGCUUAGUUAGCUAACUUUUUGUCAGCUGACCCAGCAGUGUAAUAUGCCCAGGUAUUACUGCGUGCUUAAUAUUAACAAGGUUGCCGGUGUAGCUGGAUUGUCUGCUAGCUUUCGUUGACACGUCCUGCUGGGUUUUCUGUGGCGCUGAGAGAGCCCGGUUUGCAAUGCUCCUGCAGCUGCUCCCACCUGUGAACUAGCUGGAUCAUCUCCUGCUGUCCCCCGUCCGCAGUUGUCCGAUGGCUCACUGCGGCUCCUCCGAGUCCAGCUCAAAGGUUCAGGUACCUCGUCCGGACAGCGCCAUGCCGUCGCAGGGUAGCGUAGACCAGAGCAUGAAGCCGGUCCUGUUCGAGGUCUUCGGCGAAAUAUGGACCGUCCAGUCGCGACUCGGCCAGGGAGUCUCGGCCUCGGUGUACCGGGUCAGCUCAGGCAGAGCCACCACCGCCGCUGUCAAGGAGUUUCAGGCCGACACUCAGGGAGGAGACUACGGGUAUCGCAAGGAGAGGUCCGUGCUGGAAGACAUCCAGGGACAUAAAAACAUCGUGACGCUGUACGGGGUGUUCACCAACCACAGCUGUAUGGGUGUUGCCACGCGCUGUCUUCUGCUCGAGCUCUUGGAUGUCAGUGUGUCCGAGCUGUUGGUGAGAGGCAGCGGUGGUACCCAGGGUGGUAGACCCCAGCAGGGCCACUCCAUGUGGCUUGUCCAACACUGUGCCAGAGACAUCCUGGAGGCUCUCGCCUUCCUUCAUAGAGAAGGCUACGUCCAUGCUGACCUCAAGCCACGUAACAUUCUCUGGAGCGCUGAUGACGAGUGCUUCAAGCUCAUCGACUUCGGCCUCAGCUUCAAAGAGGGAAACCAGGAUGUCAAGUACAUCCAGACAGACGGGUAUCGCGCUCCAGAGGCUGAGUUUCAGAACAGCCUCGCUCAGGCUGGGGUGGAGGUGGAGGGAGACUCGGGCUGCACUGCCGCCGUGGACCUGUGGAGCCUGGGCAUCAUCCUGUUGGAGAUGUUCUCAGGAAUCAAACUUAAAGACACCGUCCGAUCACAGGAGUGGAAGGAUAACAGUGCCGCCAUUGUAGACCAUAUCUUUGCCAGCAACAGUCUGGUGUGCCCUGCCAUCCCUGUCUACCACCUCAGAGACCUUAUCAAAAGCAUGCUUCUCAAUGACCCAAAGCAGAGAUGCACAGCUGAAACCGCCCUCCUGAGCCCAUUCUUCAGUAUUCCUUUUGCUCCUCACAUUGAGGACCUGGUUCUGCUGCCCUCUCCUGUCCUGCGUCUGCUCAACCUCAUUGAUGACAGCCAUCUGCACAAUGAAGAAGAGUAUGAAGACAUCCUGGAGGACAUGAAAGAGGAGUGCCAGAAGUACGGCUCAGUGGUUUCUCUGCUCAUCCCCAAGGAGAACCCAGGGAAAGGACAGGUCUUUGUAGAGUAUGCCAACUCCAGCGACUCCAAAGAGGCUCAAAGGCUGCUGACAGGCCGCACCUUUGAUGGGAAGUUUGUUGUGGCCACCUUCUACCCUCUCAGCGCCUAUAAAAGAGGUUACUUGUACCAGACUGUGCAGUGAAGUGCUUAUGCUCAAUUUACACCUCUGCACUGUUCGCAUUAAAAAACACAACUGCAUAGAGCACCACAGGGGAGGAGUCAUGUUUUCCCUAUGAAUAUACAGCCAACACACAGUCAUGCGUGGUUGCCCUGCAGUUUGAGUUCAGAUGAUUCUGUUAUUAAUCAGUUGAAUAGUUGAAAGUUCUGCACAUUAUCCGUGUGUAAAUCUGUGCAGAGUGUAAAUUGAACUCGGCUGGGAGGGGGAAACGGCAACACUUUAUUUCUGCUGCCUCCAGUCUGUGCACUAUUAACAGUUCACAUCCUUGUGUUUCAAGUUGACCUGUAUCUAUCUCGUGUAAUAAGUCCAGGCCGGGGGUCUGUGGUGUGGGUACCACAGUUCCUGUUCUGACUUCCAUUUUCACUCCCAUUCGUUCAUAGAAAUUACCACACAGAAAGAAUGUGUAAUUGGGACAAGAAAAGUUGCUACAGCAAAAGCCUUUAUCAAAUGAUAGUGUAAAGUUUGAGUCUAUGCUCUACAUAACAUCUAAAUAGUUGCAUCUCUCUAGAUAGAUGAUUAGAUCUCAUCAGUUGAGUCAGGGAUGUGAUCAGAAACAUGUAGCAGGACACUGAACGAGAGUCUCUUUACUGCUCUCAGCUGAAGGUUUCCUGUGGUGAAAUUAGUGUCCUAUCCUGUUGUUAAAUAAGUAAUAAUAAGUAUUAUAUUAUUGUUGCCUGUUUGUUUUUGUUACUUUGAAUUUUAAUGAGAGGAAAUGGCAUGGUACAAGGGGAUAUACAGGUAUCCUCUGCUGGCUCCUCAGGUAAUAAUCAGGGACAGAUGGUUUGGGGUGACGCCUCCACCAGCUGGUAGUUGUCACUCACUCACUCACUCUCUGCCAUUAUCUGAGCAUGCUAAGGUCUCACAGUGUCCUGUAGCCUUAUGCUCUGUAGCUCUUUAUUUACAAAAGUCUACAUACUCAGAGGAUAUUUUAUUCACCAGUUUACUAUGCUCCCGUUUAUCAUGACGUAGAGGGAGUUUUGUGUUUUGACUGCAACACUGAAAUGGCACACGAACAAGUAAAUGUUUAUGAGUACAUGCUGAAAAUCAUAGGAGGGUUCAUCUGGCUUGCUUGGUUAGAAAAGUACAAACAUAUAAAAAAAAUCUCAAUUGUCCAAAAACCUUUUUCCAGUUGCAAAAUGAGUCUAUGAACAAAAAUAGCAGCAGCAGAAAUGUCUUGUAACUAAGUAACUAAAGCCAAGUACACUUAAUUUUACUUCAUAGUCACUGUGUAAUUUGAGUUAUUAUUAUUGAAAAUGCAGAUACAGUAGCCUGUGUACAUUCACAGGAGUAGUUUAAAGCCACUGUGUGAUGAACAUUUAUAGCGUCUUUCAUGGCUUAGGUUGUUUUGCAGGUUGCUUUUGCAAAUUUUUGCAUUGACAAUGCAAGGUGAAUACUGACUGUGCUAACUAGACAGAUUAGACAGAUAAUUGUCCUACAAUGUUCAAUGAGUCUUUCAGUUAGUUUGCAUGCGAACCAGUGGAUUGAUGGCCAGACUGCAAGCCUAACAUUGUAGCACGAUAUGGCCAAAGUGUCUGUUUUUGGAGUUCCCAAAAUACUGCCCAUGUUUCCUAAUUUUGUGACAAGGUAUUUUGAUUUAUGAAUCAAAAAUGUGACAGAAAUGUCUCAAAAUGUGCAGUCUUGUAGAGCCAAAUAUAUUAUAUAAUUAAUGUAUUAUAAAGUUAAAUUGGACAAUCAAGACAAUAAGACAGUCCAGGAAGAAUUACGUUUGAUAGCAGCGACAGUCAGCAAGCUUGGUAUUUUUACAGUGGAAUGUACUUUUUGUUGUAGAACCAGAUAUUCUUUUGUUUUCUGGGUUCUUAUUCUCUUGGUUCAAAAAUCCACUCUGUCACACUGAAACAUUAGAUGAUUUCUACAUAAGUGCCCUAUGACAUUCAAACUAGCUAACUAACCAAAAUGCUGCUAUAACAGCAGGUUGGCUACACCUGCAUGUGUCGUUCAUUAUGUAGCCCAAGCCAUUGCAGAUGCCUUAGAGAAUUAUUCCCUUCCAGCAAAUGUAGUCUGGCCAAGUAACCAAACCAGUCUUUGUUAGAGACAAUGAGCAGAGAUUUGUUUCAUUUUUUUUGUAUAGCUACUCAUUGCUCAUCUGGUUAAAGCCAGACUGUGUAACUUUUACUGAACAGAGACCAUUUGUGACCUGUGACAGUAAUGGUAUUUUGCCAACACUGGUAUUAGCUACAGUUACUGCUAAACUGAUGGUGUUGGCUAAAUGCUAAACUGCGAAAUGCUAAAAAGGUUUAUGGUUAAGCAUAAACUACUAUUUAGCACUUCAGUGUUGUUAACCAUUUAGCUAAAAUGCUAUGUACUUGUAACAGUCGCACAAUUGUAGAAGAGUCAUAAAGUUAGCAAACUGUUUUACAUGCAUAAUUAAUAGUUUGCUAAUACUAGCUAACAUUAGCCACCAUAAGCUACUGGUCGUGCACGACAGUGUACACUGCUGUAGCAGCAAAACCCCUAGUGUACUGAACUGAGCUUACUGCUCAUGGAUUCAACCUUACAUUUGAAAGAGGAAUACAUUGUAAUUUCUUCUCUAAAAGUUUCAUAGUCUUGCUUUAAAGUCUGGUGUUUGAAGAGCUGCUAGAACUGGAACUGGUUCACUCAUGUUAGAAAGAGCACAAAUGUCAAACCCCACACUGUGUAAAUGGGUACUGUGAUUUGAGCAUGUGAGACAAAUUGUUAUUCAUAUAAAAUAAGAAAAUAUUGUAAGCUUAUGGACAUAAAUCUUCCUCUGCCUGAGAACUAUUUUUAUCAAAUAAUGUGUUACUCUUUCCCCUGUUAGAAAAUAUGUUCAGAGUCAGAGGAAAGGUUGCAGUUUUGUCUGAUCUGAAGUACAACAAAAAACUAUUUUUCUACAAACGUUAUUGGAAUGCGUCUUCAAUGUCAAUUCUAAAGUUUCCACAGCAUCACUGGCCAAAAUAAAAUCCAUUUGAAACUUGAAGUAGACUCUAACCACUUGACUAUACAGCACUUUUAAAUGAGCAGUCUGUGGUACGAUGGUCAGUGUUGUUAGUUACUUGUAACCAGUGGUCCUUGAAUUAAAAACUAAAGAACACAUUUUCUUCUUCCUCAUCACAGUUUAUCAAGGACCUGGUGCAGAAAAUUCAUCUUUGAUAAUCUCAAGGUAUUCCUUUAAGCCAUUUGAAGUUUGAUUUGUCCUGGAUUUUCAUUUAUGCUAUCUUCUGUAUCUAUAGUUCAGCUGCUUGCCCAGUUUUGUGUAGCAGUAUUGCCGUAUGAUUAUUGACUAGGUCCCCUGCAAAAAUAAACUUACCACAGGUUUACUGUACCUUAUCAAAUAAAGAAUUUGGGCUGUACAUUCUGUGGCUUUCA
Micropterus salmoides (largemouth bass) is the source of this 5163-nucleotide messenger RNA. Its product is annotated as serine/threonine-protein kinase Kist-like. Gene Ontology annotation, molecular function: protein serine/threonine kinase activity; ATP binding; RNA binding. Gene Ontology annotation, cellular component: nucleus; neuronal ribonucleoprotein granule. Gene Ontology annotation, biological process: positive regulation of translational initiation; peptidyl-serine phosphorylation; regulation of protein export from nucleus. The record is from RefSeq and is a predicted model, not a curated record. The coding region runs from base 457 to 1782 and encodes 441 amino acids. Lineage: Eukaryota; Metazoa; Chordata; Actinopteri; Centrarchiformes; Centrarchidae. The transcript is spliced from 9 exons.